Gastrolobium bilobum is the source of this 2717-nucleotide messenger RNA. Its product is annotated as ethylene receptor. The record is from RefSeq and is a predicted model, not a curated record. Lineage: Eukaryota; Viridiplantae; Streptophyta; Magnoliopsida; Fabales; Fabaceae. Gene Ontology annotation, molecular function: phosphorelay sensor kinase activity; ethylene binding; protein binding. The coding region runs from base 204 to 2426 and encodes 740 amino acids. Gene Ontology annotation, cellular component: endoplasmic reticulum; endoplasmic reticulum membrane. Gene Ontology annotation, biological process: phosphorylation; response to ethylene; phosphorelay signal transduction system. The transcript has 7 exons.
UUCAUUGAACUUGACCGCCAUACCAUAUAAUAUAUUAUUAUUAUUAUUAUUAUUUAAAUUUAAUUUUAAGCAACUUGUUCCUAUUCAUUUCUUUUUCCUCUCUCUUAUGUUCUUUUCUCUGCUCUUCUGCUUUUGCUUCACCAUCAUCUAUUUCAUUCCUUCUAUGUGAAAGAGUAAAACUUGGCUGAGGUGGUUCAAUCACUAUGGAAUCCUGUAAUUGUAUUGACCCGCAAUGGCCAGCUGAUGAUUUAUUGAUGAAAUACCAAUAUAUCUCAGACUUCUUCAUUGCCCUUGCUUAUUUCUCAAUCCCUCUGGAGCUUAUCUACUUUGUUAAGAAAUCAGCAGUAUUUCCAUAUAGAUGGGUCCUUGUUCAGUUUGGUGCUUUCAUAGUUCUAUGUGGAGCAACGCAUCUAAUUAAUUUAUGGACCUUUACAAUCCAUUCAAGAACUGUCGCAAUUGUAAUGACCACUGCUAAGGUUUUAACUGCUGUGGUAUCAUGUGCUACAGCCCUUAUGCUUGUACAUAUUAUUCCUGAUUUAUUAAGUGUUAAAACUAGGGAAUUAUUUUUGAAGAACAAGGCUGCAGAGCUUGAUAGAGAAAUGGGCUUGAUUCGUACACAGGAAGAAACUGGUCGACAUGUUAGGAUGUUGACUCAUGAGAUUAGAAGCACUCUUGAUAGACAUACAAUACUGAAAACGACUCUUGUUGAACUGGGUAGAACUUUGGCACUGGAGGAAUGUGCCUUGUGGAUGCCAACCCGUACUGGGCUGGAGCUUCAACUCUCUUACACAUUGCGACAACAGAACCCGGUUGGAUACACAGUACCCAUUCAUCUUCCUGUUAUAAAUCAAGUAUUUAGUAGCAACCGUGCAGUAAAAAUUUCACCUAAUUGCCCAGUUGCUAGAUUACGGCCUCAUACUGGAAAUUACAUGCCUGGGGCAGUAGUAGCUGUUCGGGUUCCUCUCCUACAUCUUUCUAAUUUCCAAAUAUAUGAUUGGCCUGAGGUUUCAACAAGAAGCUAUGCUAUGAUGGUCUUGAUGCUUCCAUCAGAUAGUGCUAGACAAUGGCAUGGACAUGAGGUAGAGCUGGUUGAGGUAGUUGCUGAUCAGGUAGCUGUUGCUCUUUCACACGCUGCAAUCUUGGAAGAGUCAAUGAGGGCAAGGGAUCUGCUCAUGGAACAGAAUGUUGCACUUGAUCUGGCAAGAAGAGAAGCAGAAACUGCAAUUCGUGCUCGGAAUGACUUUUUAGCUGUUAUGAAUCACGAGAUGAGGACUCCCAUGCAUGCAAUUAUUGCACUCUCUUCGUUGUUACAGGAAACAGAGCUGACAGCUGAGCAACGUCUGAUGGUGGAGACAAUAUUGAAAAGCAGCAAUUUUUUGGCUACUCUCAUCAAUGAUGUUCUUGAUCUUUCACGGCUUGAAGAUGGCAGUCUUCAACUUGAAGAAGCAACAUUUAACCUUCAUUCUUUGUUCAGAGAUGUCCUUAACUUGAUUAAGCCUGUUGCAUCUGUUAAAAAGUUGUCACUCACUUUACAAUUAGCUUCAGAUUUGCCAGUAUAUGCCAUUGGUGAUGAAAAACGUCUCAUGCAAACUAUUCUGAAUGUUGUUGGUAAUGCGGUGAAGUUCUCAAAAGAGGGAAGCAUUUCCAUCACUGCUUUUCUUGCAAAGCCUGAAUCCUUCAGGGAUACUAGAAUUCCCGACUUUCUUCCAGUGCCAAGUGAUAGGCACUUUUAUUUGAGAGUACAGGUAAAAGAUUCUGGAUCAGGAAUUAAUCCCCAAGAUAUCCCGAAGUUAUUCACUAAGUUUGCACAAAGUCAAUCAUUGGCAACAAGAAAUCCUACUGGAAGUGGACUUGGCCUUGCAAUUUGUAAGAGGUUUGUAAAUCUCAUGGAAGGGCAUAUUUGGAUUGAAAGCGAAGGUAUUGGUAAAGGAUGUACAGUCACUUUUAUUGUAAAACUUGGAAUCCCAGACCGAUCAAAUGAAUUUAAACUACCUUCUGUACCUAAAGUUCUGGGAAAUCAUGGAUCUAUGAACUUUGCAGGGCUCAAGGUUCUUGUCAUGGAUGAUAAUGGGGUUAGCAGGACAGUAACAAAGGGACUUCUUAUGCAUUUAGGAUGUGAUGUGUCAACCGUAAGCUCAAGUGAAGAAUGCUUGCGUGUUGUUUCUCCGGAACACAAAGUGGUCUUCAUGGAUGUUUACACAGGGUUAGAUGGUUAUGAACUAGCAGUACGAAUACAUGAGAAGUUUAACAGACGUCAAGAUAGGCCACUAAUUGUUGCUCUUAUUGGAAACACCAACAAAGUGACAAAAGAAAACUGUACGAGGGUUGGUAUGGAUGGCCUUAUAUUGAAACCUAUUUCUGUUGACAAAAUGAGGGGUGUUUUAUCAGAACUAUUGGAGCGUGGAGUUCUAUUUGAAAUUGUUUAAACCAUCAGAGUGACUUCAUAUUAUGAAAUCUUUUCUGUUGUACAAAGUAAAGCAAAUUUGGAGAAAUUCAAACUUAUGAAGCAAUGAGGCAACUGACAUGAAUUGUCGUCCUUAUUGGUGUAAUGAGAUCCUAGCAUAUGGAACAGUGGUUGAGUCAAGCAUUAUUAAAUCUAUUUUUGUGAACAAAAAGUUCAUAUGUUUUAUAUUUUGCAUUUUUGAUGUGUUGCAGUGGUGGUGAAAGUACAUUUACAUUGUCCUAGAUUAUUUUAAUCAAUUUAUUUAUUAAUUUCU